GACGCCUGGCUUCUCGGGCUAGAGAUGACGGAUGGGAUGUGGGAGAACGACAGCUUCGCCGGCCCCUCGCCUGGACUCCCCCUGCUUUUGCUCAUGUUCAACGACAGCGAUCUGAACCAGACACUGUUCAACUUCAGCUCCUCCAACUGUUCCAACUUCACCGACCCAAAUGUCCCCUCAGGUCCCAGCGUGGCAGGGGUCCUCAUCCCACUCAUAUACAUCAUUGUGUGCAUCAUUGGCCUGGGUGGAAACACUAUAGUGAUUCACAUAGUGCUGCAUUACUCAAAGAUAGAGUCUGUCACCAACAUCUACAUCCUGAACUUAGCCAUAGCUGACGAGCUCUUCAUGCUCAGUCUGCCUUUCCUGGCCGUUCAGAACACCAUGCAGUCGUGGCCCUUUGGCUUGUUCAUGUGCCGCCUGGUCAUGACCGUCGACUCCAUCAACCAGUUCACCAGCAUCUUCUGCCUGACCGUGAUGAGCAUCGACCGCUACCUUGCUGUAGUUCACCCCAUUGUGUCUUCAAAGUGGCGGCGACCUCGGGUGGCCAAAUUGGUGAAUGGCACUGUGUGGGCGUUGUCGUUUCUCGUUGUUCUGCCUGUGAUCAUCUUUGCCAACAUCCAGAGGGCCGGAGGCACCUGUAACAUCUCCUGGCCUCAACCGACUAACAUCUGGAGCGCUGCUUUCAUCAUCUAUACUUCCACUGUUGGAUUCUUCUGUCCUCUUCUUAUCAUCUGCCUCUGUUACCUGCUCAUUGUUUUCAAGGUACGCAGCUCGGGUAAAAAAGUCCACGCCACCUCCAACAAGCGCAGAAAGUCGGAGCGGAAAGUGACACGCAUGGUUGUGAUUGUUGUUGCAGUGUUUGUCUUCUGCUGGUUGCCUUUCUACAUCCUCAACAUCAUCAACCUGCUUGUAUCCCUGCCCUCAGACUACCAGGGUCUUUACUAUUUUGUCGUAUUGCUCAGUUAUGCUAACAGCUGCGCCAACCCCAUCGUGUACGGCUUCUUGUCAGACAACUUCAAGAGGGGUUUCCGGAAGGCGCUCUGCCGCUCCACAAGAAAGGUGGAGAACCACGAGCCCAUGGAGCGACAGCAGCAGCAGGAGGAAGGGAGGAGGGCGCUCAUGCCCAGGGAGAGCCUGAGACGGGGAAUCGGGGACGAAGUAGACGAAGAUGAGGAAGACGUCUCAGAAAUGACUGAGAUCUACAGAAUCGGCCAGAAUGGAAACAGCAGCUUCCAGCCACAGAGCUCAAGGCCACUGCUCUCAGAGACGACUCAAGACGCGACAGAGCUGCCGUCCCCUGACAAGAAGGACAAAGCUGGUGACGCAAAAGGGAAAGAUCCAGUCAACGGGUCCACACUUGCUGCUCCAUUGUUUCUCAAUGGAGCCAAAAAUGGAAACAUCAAAUCUCUGCCAGAGGAAAACUUGGAGCAGGGCACCUCACUGGAGAUAAGUUAUUUAUAG
This is a messenger RNA of Limanda limanda (common dab), 1461 nucleotides long. RefSeq names its product somatostatin receptor type 5-like. The transcript has a single exon. NCBI's taxonomy places the organism in Eukaryota, Metazoa, Chordata, Actinopteri, Pleuronectiformes, Pleuronectidae. The record is from RefSeq and is a predicted model, not a curated record. Gene Ontology annotation, molecular function: neuropeptide binding; somatostatin receptor activity. Gene Ontology annotation, cellular component: membrane; neuron projection. Gene Ontology annotation, biological process: neuropeptide signaling pathway. The coding region runs from base 25 to 1461 and encodes 478 amino acids.